Molecule: messenger RNA, 5176 nt
Organism: Patella vulgata (common limpet)
Lineage: Eukaryota; Metazoa; Mollusca; Gastropoda; Patellidae
Product: ankyrin repeat domain-containing protein 13D
Exons: 14
Coding region: 127-1929 (600 amino acids)
Cellular component (GO): cytoplasm
Molecular function (GO): protein binding
Source: RefSeq, a predicted model, not a curated record
UCCAUUUGAAAGUGGAGUCUCCAUUGCUGCGAAGCAAGUAGAGAUUUCGUGAGAUUGGGUGUCAUCUUUGUCAAUUUUAUGUAUUUUGAUUUCCUAGUUAUGCCUGAUGUCAGUCUGUGAAUAAAGAUGUCAGCCAAGACAUUAGUGGAGGAAUAUCCCAUUCAUUGGCGAGUUUGGCAUAAUGAAUAUGAAGAUUUAGAAAGAGAAAUCCAUAAAAAUGUGCAUGAUCUAGAGGCAGUUGAUGCUCGAGGAAGAACACCAUUGCUGCUAGCAGUAACUCUAGGUCAUUUAGAAAGUGUGAGAGUUUUAUUAAGAAAUGGAGCAAAUGCCAAUGUUGAGAAUUCAAAAUUUUGGUCAGUUCUUCAUGAAACUGUCAGUACUGGGGAUCCUGAAUUGGUUCAGUUAGUUUUACAGUAUAGAGAUUAUCAACGUUACAACAAACGUACAGCCAGUGUACCAGAAUUAUUGCAAAAACUAAAAGAGACACCAGAUUUCUAUGUAGAAAUGAAAUGGGAAUUUACAAGUUGGGUUCCGUUGAUUUCCAGGAUGUGUCCUAGUGAUACAUAUAGAGUAUGGAAAUGUGGAUCGUGUGUAAGAAUUGAUACAACUUUAUUAGGUUUUGACAACAUGAACUGGCAAAGAGGGAGUCGAAGUUAUAUUUUUAAAGGAACAGUAAAUUCAGCAACUGUUAUGGAAAUAGAUCAUGAUAAACACGAAGUUUAUACACAAAUGUUACAAAUCUCACCAUCUCCACCAGAUGUAGCAGUGAUGCAACCAUCAGAAGAAGCCGUUGCAGCACGUUUAACCUCCCCUCUCGUAACAACUUAUAUAGAUACUGAUAAAAUAUCAUUUGAAAGAAAUAAAGCAGGUAUAUGGGGGUGGAGAAGUGAUAAAACCGAAACUGUCAACACAUAUGAAUGCAAGGUUUUUAGUGCAAGUAGUGUAGAAUUAGUGACAAAAACUAGAACAGAACAUUUAACACAACAGGAUAAAGAUAAAUCAAAACGAAACAACAAAACACCAUUAGAGUCUUUCUUGGGAGUAGCAGAAGAACAUACUAAGACUCAGUCCACAUCAAAUGGUGUUGGUGAUAUUACCAGCGUUUCCUACAACCCUUCUUCUAUAACACCGGAAGAAUAUUUUAAUAAACAUAUCUCAUUGGAGGAUCGUGAUAUAGGUCGACCAAUGGAACUCUCUACAAAAACACAGAAAUUUAAAGCCACCCUAUCUCUGUGUGAAACAUUCCCUCUGUCUUUACAAGAGCAAGUUGUACCUAUUAUAGAUCUAAUGGCUGCCAGCAAUGCUCACUUUAAAAAACUGAAAGAUUUUAUAACGUUACAACUUCCAGCAGGGUUUCCUGUUAAAAUUGAGAUUCCAUUAUUUCAUGUAUUAAAUGCAAGAAUAACAUUUGGUAAUAUAUAUGCGUCAGAACAGCCUGUAGAACAUGUGACUUGUAUACGGGAUGAGAAUAUUAGUUGUGAUAUUAGUGAACAGUGUUUUGAAGUGCCACCAGGGUAUGGAAGAUUAGGUGAUGGUCAUCAUGAACGAUUACGUGACGAAGAUGAUGAGCUAUUACAGUUUGCUAUACAACAAAGUCUCAUAGAAAAUGGAACAGAGGAAGAUCAGGUAACAUUCUUUGAAGCUUUAACCAACACUAAACCACCAUUACCAGCUAGAGAAGAUGAUGAUAGAUUAUUACAGAGGGCUAUUGCUGAAAGUCUGUCUCUCAAUAGCAAUGGCGUACCUGGAAAUAUAUCUGAUCGCACAACUAACGGUCAACCCCCAAUUACAGCAUUUCGUUCCGAUGAAGAUCAACUACGUAUUGCUUUAGAGAUAUCUCAAAAUGAGCUUCAUGCAGCCGAGAAACGAAGGAAAGAGGAAGAAGAAGAGUUAGAAAUGAUCUUGAAAUUAUCGCUUACAGAGAAAUAAUAUGGCUGAUAUUUCUGUGUGUGAGAUGUCCUCGUCAUGUGAUACUUUUUAUAAUUAUUAUAUAUAUAUAUAAUAUUUAAUCCUCUUUAUAUAUCUGUUUAUAGGUAUAGAGAGAGAUAAUCAAUGUUAAUAUCAGACCUGCCCUCAUCUUGCUUUAUAUCAGAACUCUCGUUUCAACAUUCUGCAAACUAGUCAAAUUUGUUCACAUAUUUUAUUAAUAUCCCAGAUCUGAACAGUUGGUUGUAUUUUUAAGAAAUGUUCGACUGUGUAUUGUAUCCUCAAUACACAGACCAAUUUCUCAGGUUUUUACAUAAAAAAAACCCCUGCAACUUUAUUUAUUGCGUUUUGAGCUGAAGAAGUUUUGUCAAUGCCACAGAUUUUCUGACAGUAAUACCUGGCAAAUAUGAAAGAAACGAGAGCCCUGCUUUAUACAGUCUUUAGUUAAUAUCAAGAUAAACUAAUCUCUGCAAAUUGUUAUGAAGAUGAACAAAAUGCUGGCAAAUUUGUUCUUUUUCACUGAAUGGCAGCAUUUUGCAUUCUUUAAUAUUAUGAGGUUAUUAACGGUGUCUUAAAUUAAGUUGAUGUCAAGUCCAUAUUAUUUUUCUUAACCAAAGGUUAAUUGCUUAAUUUAUUUUUGUUUGUUUGUUAUUUUGUUAUUAAGAAAGUUAUAUGAAUGAUAUAAGGUAUAAUGUUGAUAUUAUUUAUGUUAAAUGUAUUUCCUGAACUAAUGCUGUGCAAAUUUUUCACCCUGGCUGGAUUUACCAAUAUGCAUAUAGUAGGAUAUAUUCCUAUACCCAGAGGCCUACUGAAUCUUAAUUUGUCAUGCAGCGUGCCAGAAAAAAAACCUUGUUUCAAGUGUACACUCGGGUCAGUGAUGAGUUUAGCCUAGGGCCAACAAGAAGGUAAAUCUGGUCCUGAUUAUCCUAGAACUUCGUUCUAAAGCUUGUGUAUGAGUUGAUAAAUAGGUCUAUUAGGUCUAAAAAUAUGGUAGACUAUUUUCAGCUUUAGUCUUUCGGACAUAGCAGAAUUGCCAGGUGUCAAACUCCGCUUUUAAUUGUCAUUGUUAUAAAAGUUGACUUCUCAUUGUCAUUGUUACAGAUAGCUUUGUUAUGACUGUAGCCGAAGAAACAGCCAAUGAACAAAACAGCUUCAACAAUGAACAUUCAUAAGUAUAUCAGUCUCUAAUCAACACAGCAUUGCUAUUAUUAGGUACACCAGUGAUCUCAACAAUCAAGUAUGAUCUAGUGUGUGUUAUAUCUACCAGUAAAUGACUAGAAUUGUAAUGGUCAACAUGUAUCUUAGUGUUAUAUUCGGGAAAAAAACAUGAUGAUUAAAUAAUUAUAAAUCCAUAUUUUUUCUAAAAAACAGGUUCAGGACGUUUUGCAUCUCCACAAGGGGUGUUACACUAAAAAUGAUUUCCUCCCAAGGCUCAUUUUGAGCUAGUGAAAUAAAGAAUUUAAAAAUAUAAUAUGCUAAUAACAAAAUAUCUCAGCUAUUCAAAUGUGAGAUCCUCUUGUUUCUCCAUUGUAUAUGGUACAUGACCACAUAAUAAAUAAAUUGUUAAUCAGGUGUAGUCUUUUAUAUGUAGAAAUGUGGAUAUACAAGUAUCUUUUCUGAUACUUUCUUAUUCAGUGGGCUAUUUUACUGGUAAUUGUUUAAAGUUACAUGCUGUGUUUAAGUUGGCUGUAGUCUUCUCUUUUUCUUAAUUAUAAAAAAUAUGUCAUAUAUGCCAGAAAUAUUUUCUAUUGUUUUAUGUUCCCUUUACAGGAUAAAAGGAAACUGAUUUCUAAUUCAAAGUAAGAUUGCGAUAUAAAAUUUAUGUUGGAAUUUAUGACUGUAUUUCCAUUGGACUUUACAAUUCAAUUGACUCACCAUUGUAUUAUUCGAAAAUUGGAUGAAAGUUUGGUACUAUAUGGUUUUUCAAAAGAUAGGUGUACAUUAAUAUAUCUGUGUAUCCCAAAUUUUUGUUCCUUACAAUUUACAACAGGGUUUGUACAGAAUUUUACACCUCAAAUUCUUGGAUAACUUUAGCAAUAAAAUUGCAAACAUUUCUUUGGGGGGUCUCUAGUUUAACUGAGGGAGUGUGUAAUUGCCAGGAAUCCAAAUCUAAAUUACCUUUCCAGAUCCAUGUCACAAACAAACAUUUUUACUUAUCCAGAUUUGAUUUCACAAAAGAAUGACUUGGAAAUAGUUACCAUUUUGAAUCUGAAGAAUCCUCAAUAUAAGGCAGAUUGGUAGAUUCAUGUAUAUUUGGAUUUGGAUUUUAAAAUCAUAAGGAAACAAACUAAAUGUUUGUAUCUAGAAAGAACAGAGCUUUGAAUUCCUAGCAUAGCAUAGUAUAAGCAUAGUAUGUAAGCCCAAAUAUGCCAGAUGCAUUGUAAGAAACUGAACCUGUAAGAGCAGAUGUCAUGAGGACUUCCCUAUAAUCCAAUGCACUUUAAAACAUGUAGAAUAUUUACAAAUCCAUAAUAUUAUGACAUGGGCCCAAAGGAAAGGACUUGCAUGUAUAGCUGUAUGCUGUAUGAAGGUCCUCCACUGGUUACAGAGACCUAUUAGUUCUUCAUAUCUCUGCUUAAUUUACUCACUGCCCAGAUGGUCAGCAAAUCUGAACAUAAAAAUAACCGGUUUAAUAUUAUUUUUAUAAACAGACAAUAGUAAAUUCUGACAGGCCAUGACUUGUGUAGUGAGAGAAUAGGGGAUUGAGUAAAGUAUUAUAUAUGUUAUUCUGGCAUGUUGGGCCUUCAGUUAUAGAGUAUAUUUUUAAAGACCUACCAUAAUUACUAGCUUUCUCGGUAUAAUAUCUUAAUCAUAAUGAAAGCUGUUUUAGCUGUUGUAAAAAGUGUAAAAUAUUUGAUGUUUAUUUAACCGGCUGUAAUGAUAAUUUAUCAUAAGGAGACAUUUACAAACUGGAAAAUAGUUGAUUACCUAUUCUUUAACACAAGAUGUCCUUAAUGUUUAAUUAGAAUUUGUAAUGCUUUUUAUACAAUUAAAAUAUUUUAGCAACUCAGUAAUCAAAAUCAAAUAGAAUCCAUUGUUUUGUAGUGUUAUCAAAAUCUCCACAUAUCAGAAAUAAGGCUAUUUAAGGCUUAGUGAAUAGAUAUUCUUUUAAUUUUUAAUAGUUGUAUACCUGUACAUGUAUCAAAUCAAAUCUGUGGCUAUUCAUGCAGUUUUAUAAGGGAAGUAGAUAAGCUUAUCUAUUUAAUUGUAUCAAUAAUCACGCUUUAACCAGAAUAAAAGAAAGGAAUUA